CGCCUGCCCGGUGGUUGAACUCGGGGUUUCCCUCUCUCAUCUAGCCCUCUUCUUCCUCGUCCUUUCCCUCCCAUUACCCCUACCAUGGCCUUCCCGGGCGCCGAAGGAGCGGCCGAGGGGCCUGCCGGCCCUGCCCGGGAAGCGCCUGCAGCGGGCGCAGGCGGCUCGUCCUCGUCUUCCUCAGCUUCCUCCUGCUGCUCAUCCUCCUCUUGUUUAGCAGGGGGCAGCCGACUCUGGACCGCCCUCUACGACUAUGAGGCGAGCGGCGAAGACGAGCUGAGCUUGCGGCGGGGCCAGCUGGUAGAGGUGCUGUCUCAGGACGCUGCAGUGUCGGGCGAUGAGGGCUGGUGGACGGGCCAGGUGCAGCGACGCCUGGGCAUCUUCCCCGCCAACUACGUGGCUCCCUGCUACCCGCCACGGCCGCCGGAACCCGCCCGCCAGCGGCCCCGCCAGCCUCCUCCUCCUCCGCCGCCGCCCGUGCCCCCGCCGCCGCCGCCGCCUUCUCCACCUGAUGUCCCGCGGCCUGGCUCUCCUAUGCAGAUCGAAUUCGAGUGGCUGGAGCUAAAAGAGCUGAUCGGCGCUGGCGGUUUUGGGCAGGUGUACCGCGCCACCUGGGCGGGCCAAGAGGUGGCAGUGAAGGCGGCGCGGCGGGAUCCUGAGCAGGACCCCGCGGCUGCGGCCGACAGCGUGCUGCGAGAGGCGAAGCUCUUCUCCAUGCUGCGGCACCCCAACAUCAUCCAGCUGCGCGGCGUCUGCCUGCAGCAGCCCAACCUCUGCCUCGUCCUUGAGUUCGCCCGUGGAGGGGCUCUCAACCGGGCCCUGGCAGCAGCUGCGGCCGCCCCAUCGGGCGCUGCGCCCAGCGCGCGCCCAGCCCGCCGCAUCCCUCCCCACAUCCUGGUCAAUUGGGCCGUGCAGAUCGCUCGAGGAAUGCUCUACCUGCACGAGGAGGCCAUAGUACCCAUCCUACAUCGGGACCUCAAAUCUAGCAACAUUUUACUACUUGAGAAGAUAGAGCAUGAUGACAUCUGCAAUAAAACAUUGAAGAUUACAGAUUUUGGUCUGGCUAGAGAAUGGCACAGAACAACCAAAAUGAGUGCAGCUGGUACAUAUGCAUGGAUGGCACCUGAAGUUAUCAAAUCAUCUUUAUUUUCUAAAGGAAGUGAUAUCUGGAGUUAUGGAGUGUUGCUGUGGGAACUACUUACAGGAGAAGUUCCCUAUCGUGGCAUUGAUGGUCUUGCUGUGGCUUAUGGAGUAGCUGUCAAUAAGCUCACUUUACCCAUUCCGUCUACCUGUCCUGAGCCAUUUGCUAAGCUAAUGAAAGAAUGCUGGGAGCAAGAUCCUCACAUUCGGCCAUCAUUUGCUUUAAUCCUUGAACAGCUAACUGCCAUUGAAGGAGCAGUUAUGACUGAAAUGCCUCAAGAAUCCUUCCAUUCUAUGCAAGAUGACUGGAAACUAGAAAUUCAGCAAAUGUUUGAUGAAUUGAGAACUAAAGAAAAGGAGCUUCGAUCCCGUGAGGAGGAGUUAACUAGAGCAGCUCUUCAGCAAAAGUCUCAGGAAGAAUUGUUGAAGAGGCGUGAGCAACAACUAGCAGAACGAGAGAUUGAUGUUUUGGAGCGAGAACUUAAUAUUUUGAUAUUUCAAUUAAAUCAAGAGAAGCCUAAUGUUAAAAAGAGGAAAGGGAAAUUUAAGAGAAGCCGUUUAAAACUGAAAGAUGGACAUCGGAUUAGUUUACCCUCAGAUUUCCAGCACAAAAUAACAGUGCAAGCUUCUCCAAAUUUGGAUAAACGAAGAAGUUUAAACAGUAACAGUUCUAGCCCUCCAAGUAGUCCAACAAUAAUUCCUCGGCUUCGAGCUAUACAACUCACCUCAGAAGAAAGUAAUAGAACCUGGGGCAAAAGCACAGCCUAUCGUCAAGAAGAAUUUGAAGAUGUGAAGAGAAACUUCAAAAAGAAAGGUUGUACAUGGGGACCAAGUUCAGUUCAAACAAAAGAUCGUACUGACUGCAAAGAAAGAGUAAGACCUCUUUCAGAUGGUAGUAAUCCUUGGUCAACUAUCUUAAUGAAAAACCAGAAAACAGUGCCUUUAGCUUCAUUAUUUGUGGACCAACAAGGUAAGUGUGCUUUUGAUAAGCUGAAACUUUUCCCUGAUGGACUGGACAACAAAAGACCAAAGCAAAUAAAAUUGCCAAAUCAGGCCUAUGUUGAUCUACCUCUUUGGAAAGAUGAUCAGGGAGAUAAUACUGUAGAACCUGAAAGCUUUGAAGAGGGAACUUCUGCUAGUUCUGCAGCUAGCACUCCCCAAAUGACUCCCACAAAUAGUCUUAGUAGAACACCCCCCAAAAAGAAAACUGAAUCUGCAUUAUAUGGGUGUGCUGCAUUAUUGGCUUCUGUGGCUUUGGGAUUGGAUAUUAGAGAACUAAAUAAGGUACAGUCUCCUGAUGAAUUGUUGCCCAAAGAGGAUAAGAAGAAACGUGAGGGAAUAUUUCAUCGUGCUUCUAAAUUACGAAGAAGUUCCAGUCCUCCAACCAGAUUACAGUCUAAAAGAGAAGAUGUUAAUAUUCCAUCAAUAAGUCCAUCAUCAAACACUGUGAACCUCCUGUCCAUGCCUUCCAUCUCCACAAAAUGUUUGCUACACUCAGACAAUGAAGACACAUUUGUGGGUACCUGUGAUACAGACAUUCCUAUUUUAAGAGUUUCCCCUGUAAAUCAGGGAAAUAACUGUGAGCCUGCUGCGAUUUCAGGACUUGUGACUGAUCACAGCUUGUUGAAGAAUGUGCCUUCCUCUCCUUUCACAAAGCAGGUAUCUGGAAAUGUGCCAAAUAACGCACCAUCAAAAACGAGGGUAUCAUGUCACAGACGAACUGUAUCUGAUGGAAAUGCUUUUCAGACAGGUAGAACAAUUGUCAUUACUUGCUCUAACAAUGGAGUCUCUGAACUGCCAAUUUUUCAAGUUUCUGGGAUGCUGCACUUCCCAUCUAUUCAUCGGAGAAAUCUGCCAAAUGAGGCCCUCUUAGAAAAACAAAGUGCUGUCAGUAUCAUACCCAGACCUCGCCCUUCUUCUCUGAGAAGUCGAUUAAAUCCUCAGCACGGUCUUCCGGAAAGUGCAAAUCAUAGUCCUGCUCACACAGACUGUUUGGAGGGUAACCCAGAACCAAAUACUAACUGUGUACUUAGUACCAAGGAAAGAACUAAAUUCCAUAUACCCUCACUGCUGGACAUCGAUGUAGAAGGUCAGAACAGGGACUACACUGUGCCUUUAUGCAGAAUGAAGAGCAAAACUAGCCGGCCUUCUAUCUAUGAACUGGAGAAAGAAUUUCUGUCUUAAUUUUAAGUGCCUUAUGCUUUUAAAAAAGCAUUACCGUUUUUAAUGAGAACAUCUUAAAAUCAUGUGUCUACCUUCUAAUAUUUCAUGCUGCUGUAUUUUCAAAAGCUGUGGCCAUGUUACCAAAACAGUAGUAGAUGUGUUAAACUUUUGGAAAAAUAUAACCAUCGUUGUUGGCUUGCCUAUAUUGUCUUUUCACUGGAACCACACCUAGUAACUUGAAAUGCACAAAGGUGUAAAUCUAGAAAUGCACAAUAAUGUAAAGCUAUAUGUUGGAUAGAGUCUUUCUUGAGCAGUCUUAACUUUUAGGUUUGUUUUCUUUUCCCUCCCUCUCUCCCUUUUCCUCUUCACCUGCAGUCAUAAAAAAGAAAGACAAGCUUUCUAAAAAUCAAUCAGUGAUGCUUUGAACUAUUUUUCCCAUUUCUUAAAAAAAAAAAAAAGAAAUCAAGAAAAUGCUAUAAAUUUGUUCAUUGUGAAUGAUAUGAUACCAAAAACACUAGGAUAAGGAAAGGGAUUCAGAGCUCUCAGAUGAGAAAGUUCCCUCUAAGCUUGCCCCAGCAGUUUCUAGGCUUAGAGAGUUGCUUAGAGCACUGAGAGGGGAUCACAUAGGAGUGGGAUUUGAAACCAAGUCUUCUAGGCUCUAAAGUGGACUUCCUAUCCAUAUCUCCACACUGCCUUGCUAAUUAAUGUUGCAUAAUUUUGAAAACUGAUAACUGAAAUUAAUGUGAUAUUCUAUUAAACUACCUAACCUCAGCAUUAGGAUUGUCAGACAGGUUAUGCAGUGACUUAAGCCUGUUUGAGUAAAUCUCACUGCAUAUGCUUUAUAAAUGCUGAUUCCAUUAGAAUUUAUGAGAAACCUAAUUUUUCUUAAUGAUAUCUGAAUGAUUAUCUCAUGCACAUUGAAGAAACCUUUUUUCAGUUGGCUCUUCUCUUGGUGAGAGAACACUAAAAUUUUCUCCUAAACUAUAAGUAACCAUCUCUUUGUUACCUGAAAAUGCACAACUCUUGUUCUCUAGAAAUAUUUUUGGUAAUAGAUAAGCUGAAUUUAAAUGAAGGUUUGUUAUUUAAAAGAUAAUACAAUUUUAAUGAUGACAAAAUUUCCUAGCACCAUAAACCAAAUAGAAUUUAUUAUUUAAAUUUAAUUUAUUAAUUUAUUUAAUUAACUAAUUAAAAUUUAAAUCACCAUUUUACCAGGUAAUUUGACAUUUCAGGUAACCUUGAACAAUUGUUAAAAGACAAAGACAAAAAGAUAUUAUUCGGGAAUGGCAAUAUAAAAUAUAUCCCUGAGUGAAGCUAAGAAUUUCAUAGAUUACAGAGUUGUUUAAAAUUGUAAUUCUAUUUGGAUAAUGGUGCUCUUGUUAAAUUGUGGGUUUCUUUCUAGAAAAUCUGUUUUGUGGACUGUCACCUCUGUUUACUCUUAUCAGUUCAGAAGCACACUUAUUUUUUUAAUUGCUAUAAAUUUUUUUAAGUAAUGUUGCAUAGUUUUUUAAAUAGUCACAUUUUACUAAGCUGAAAUUUUAGUGGUUGAAAAUUAAAAUUUCAGAUUUGAAGUACCUAGAAAAAAAUUCCAAAAAAUCAUGAUGGCUUAAAUUAUAAAGCAAAAUCUUUUGAGUACAUUUUUCUAAUUGCUUUUUGUACUAUGAAUAGAAUAUGAAAGGGUUCUUAUAUUGAGACAUACAUUUUAUUCUGAGAGAAACAAUCUCUAGGUUGCAGUAAAAUCUCAGGUAUUCAUUAUUAUUUUAUUAAAUUAUUGUCCACUCUACUUUAGUUUCACUUUUUGGUAAUUCAUUAAAUUAUGAUAGCUAGAUUUUAAUCUUCAUGAAUACAUCAUACAUACCAACACUUUGUUGGCCACUUAGUUUUCAACCAUUGACAUAUAUAACCUACAGACUAAAUUGCAGGAGUGUAAUUAUCCUAACAUAAAGAAUUUGUGCAAAAAAAAAAAACUGUUACCUAACUAUAAUUUUAUUUCUAAAGAAACAACAUAUGUUUGCAUUUUACACCCUUAUAAUGCUUCUUUUCUAACCAUAUAUCUGUUAGAUCCCUUAGUAGCGUAAUUCUAGGCCAGUUGGCAUUCUGAUGAACUGAAAUAUGAAAAUACAAAUAAAGACAAUUACUUCUCAAAAUAUGGAUUCAAUCUUACAUGCCACUACAGAUAUUGGAGUGGGGAGGCGAGGGAGAUGAUUAGGAUCUGUUGUAAAUGUGUGAUUUCAUGUGUUGCUAUCUGUAGCAUAAUGAUUGUAUUUAUUUUCAUGUAGAUUGAAUAGUCUUACUAGAGUAAAAGAGAAAUUAAGGCAAUCACGGUUAGUAAACAAUUUAAGGUGCUUACACUGCAGAAAUUUAAGAUAUCUAUUUGAUAUGCUGUUUUACAAAGCCUUGUGACUGAAAGAUGUUUACAUAUGUUGUAUUUUUUUAAAAAAUAAA
Messenger RNA from Gracilinanus agilis (Agile Gracile Mouse Opossum), 5745 nucleotides. It is a transcript of the gene MAP3K21, whose product is annotated as mitogen-activated protein kinase kinase kinase 21. Gene Ontology annotation, biological process: protein phosphorylation. Gene Ontology annotation, molecular function: ATP binding; JUN kinase kinase kinase activity; protein binding. The record is from RefSeq and is a predicted model, not a curated record. The transcript has 12 exons. Bases 85 to 3324 code for a protein of 1079 amino acids. NCBI's taxonomy places the organism in Eukaryota, Metazoa, Chordata, Mammalia, Didelphimorphia, Didelphidae.